UGCGAGCUUUGCGUGCCCCUGUAGUUCUGAUUGAGAAACCCCGAGCGCCAAGCUGCCAACGCCCGGCACAGACACCCAAACAGCGGAACGAUACGAUCUUGUUGAAUGAGAACAGUGGAUUCUAACAGAGAGCAGCUAUGCAGACGAUUAAGUGUGUUGUAGUGGGGGAUGGUGCUGUUGGUAAAACAUGUCUCUUAAUUUCGUAUACAACCAACAAAUUCCCAUCGGAAUACGUACCAACGGUCUUUGAUAAUUAUGCUGUAACGGUUAUGAUUGGUGGUGAACCAUACACCCUAGGAUUAUUUGAUACUGCAGGUCAGGAGGAUUACGAUAGGUUGCGACCUCUGAGUUAUCCUCAGACAGAUGUGUUUCUAGUCUGUUUCUCUGUCGUUUCACCUUCUUCUUUUGAAAAUGUUAAAGAAAAGUGGGUACCAGAGAUCACUCACCACUGUCCAAAGACUCCAUUCCUGCUGGUUGGGACGCAGAUUGACCUGAGAGACGACCCGUCAACAAUCGAGAAACUCGCCAAGAACAAACAGAAGCCCAUCACUCCCGAGACUGCAGAGAAACUGGCCCGGGACCUGAAGGCAGUCAAAUACGUGGAGUGCUCUGCCCUCACGCAGAAAGGACUAAAGAAUGUGUUUGACGAGGCGAUAUUGGCAGCCCUGGAACCGCCGGAGCCCAAGAAGAAGCGCAAGUGUGUGCUGCUAUGAGCGCCUCCCUUCCUCCUCUCCCUUCCCUGCGAAGCUGUGCUCAGCUUUUUAAUCUAAGCAAUGUUUAAAAAUGAACAACUCAGAUUUAUUCUGCAAUAAAGAUGAAAAAUUGCCCUUCACGCACAAGAAGUGUGACAAUUAGCCUACCCAUACAACCCUCUUCUUUUUAAUGUAACAUUGUAGUGGUCCAGAUAUAUUCUUGUUAAUGAUUUAUAUCAGGUACACUGAUCUGAACUAUUUUUAUUUUAUUUUCAGUUUUUAUUUUAAGAGCCGCCUGCAGUGAUUCAAUCCUUUGCAACAGUUUUUUUUAAUUUGUGAUAUUGAUCCUAAGUGCCACAUUGGAAUGACCAGGGACUGAAGCAUAUACAGCAGAAAACUAGCCUUUUAAAUUUGACCAAUUAAGAGUGAGAUGAUUUAAAAGAAAAAUAAAAGUGGGGUAGUGAAUCCAUUCUUGCCAUCUGAUAUAAGUUUGGCUUUUUUUGAAGAGGUCUUAGCCUGCCUCUCCUCUGUGCUCGAUACCCUGUAGACUGAUUGGUAUUCAACUGUUGAACAGUGGUAAGAUUGGAACAAGUCACUGUAAAGGAGGCUUGCACAGUGUUAAGCUGAGCUUGAGAACAGAUCAGUGGUGUUCAACACUGUCUUCCCUUGCAGGAUAGUGCUGUGCCCAGCAAGCGCAUAAGCACUUCUAUAUUCCUCAACUGAUCCAGGAGGUGUGUAGGCUUGGGUUUUAGUUAUAGUAGUUCCUUACCUUUACUUGCUGAAUAAAUACGAUUUUAAUGAAGUGCAUGGAAAUUUUGAAUGCCGUUUAUUUUUGUUCGUCUGUGAAACUAUUGUAGAAUUUUGCAAACCUAACAAAAAAGCAAUGAAACGAUAACAAAGAGUAUUUAAGUUGACGAGGGAGGGGGAAUCGGAUGUAUUUUGCACAGCGGUGAAACUUCAGUAUUGAUGCAACAAGUGGUAUUCUAAUGUGGUAACUGGGACCAGAUGGGGAUUUGCCAGUACUUGUUAUAAUGCAUGCGUGCAACCUCCGGUUCCUGUGGUUACAUUUUAAUAUUAAUAAUAAUAAUGAUGUAAACAGGUAAAGUUGCUGUUGUAGACUCCAGUGUUAUGCAUUUUUACCAAAACUUUAGAUUUUUACUUUUGAGCUGUUUUCCAUUUUAUAAAGGAACUUUCACCUUUCACAAACUUUAUCUUGUAACCUCUUUGGUAUUAAACCAAAGCUUUGUUGUUUUUUUGUCUCAGUUCUUGUAUAUGCAUUCUUUUCAAAAAUAUUAAACUUAUCUUAAUGGCC
Molecule: messenger RNA, 2004 nt
Organism: Polyodon spathula (Mississippi paddlefish)
Lineage: Eukaryota; Metazoa; Chordata; Actinopteri; Acipenseriformes; Polyodontidae
Gene: cdc42
Product: cell division cycle 42
Exons: 6
Coding region: 138-713 (191 amino acids)
Biological process (GO): modification of synaptic structure; small GTPase-mediated signal transduction
Cellular component (GO): dendritic spine
Molecular function (GO): GTPase activity; GTP binding
Source: RefSeq, a predicted model, not a curated record